AGAUGUCCGGGUAUCGAGUGGUGGGAGGUGGGGGAGACGGAAGGGGAGGCCAGACCUAGACCAGAUGCCAGUGCUCCCCCUCGUCGCCGCUUCUACCUUUGCCUCCGCGUCACGGCCACGCCAUCGUUCCUUUCUAGUGGUGAUCGCGUUAGCGCUGUCCACUUUACUCCGGAGGAAAGUUUACGGUGGAUUGUGCGUUGCUUCAGUAGCGAGGAAGAUCUAGAUCGGGAGAGAUUUGAAGGUCGUGCGAGGGCGCGAGGGUUGUGCGAGCGGUGAUAGUUUUGUUGGAACAAACUUGCCGCCUGUCUCGAGUUUUUUUCUUCUGAGCUAGACCCAUUAUCUUGGUAUAUCCUCGCAGAUUCGUCGCGUGCGGUGCCUUGUGUGACUGGGCUCAUCAUGGCGGAGUUCGAUGUGCCUGCGGCGAUGGACUUUUCUGUCGGCACGACAGAACAGAAGAUGGAUAUGAGUCUUGACGAUAUUAUCAAGCAGUCGAAGAAGGCUAACGCCAAAACUCGAAUUCCGAUCAAAGGAAGAAAUAAGACGCCAAACGCUCUUGCUGCUAAGGCUGCACUUCAAAAAUCUGUUGCUGCUCGAUCAUCAGGCAUGCGACAGGGGAAAUUUGCGGAGGCUAGAGCCCGUAAUGGCGCUGCUAGUUUUCCUGCUACUGCAGCUUCUAGUAAGAGAGCUUUCUCUGCCCCCAUUAGUACUCGAAGCAGGCAAAUCAUGAAAAGCAGCACUGAAAUGUCUGGAAGAACUGCAUUUGGAAGGAAGCGUAAUUUUCAGAGGGGUCCCAAUACCUUCCCUGUUGCUGCUCCGAACAUGACAGUGUCGGUCGUCAAUAAUGCGAGCAACGUCGGUACCGGCAGGGGAGCUGCUCACUCUCGAAGACGCACUGUAGGAGCCGCACCAUCAGUCUCGUUUCGACAGGUCUCAACUGAUAAUGCAAAUCACUUCCAAGCGCAGCCUCAGAGGCCCAAGACAUUGGACUCGUUGUUUGCAAGUAUUCGCAAUACUUCGCAACAAGCGGCACCGAAGUUUAACGUCCAGCAAGGUGGCCGCAGGAAAGGUGGCGGCGGCAUUGGUGGCAGAGGACGUGGGCAACAAAGUGUUUUCCGGACACAGCCAUUUUAGAGUGACCUUUGGAGUACUCCUAAAUUCAUCUUUAACAAGCUUUCACGUUUUCUAUGGUAAUUAGAAUUGAUAUCGGUUUGGAGUAGCGAAGGGUGAUGCUGUUUCUCACAUCCAGGAGAAUUAGUUAAGCAUAUUGUUUAUACUGGAUAGGUAUUUCUUUGGAUCAUUUUUCUGAACUUGAUCAUCAAUAUAGUAUAGUCGCUUGAUUCCGAAUUGUCCUUCCCUCCUUAAUGGCUACUUAGGAGCAUGUAAUUUUCUGGUUAUUUUAGGUGUCCACCAUGUGAAGCAGGAUGCGGUUUUUAAAUUUUCCAUGUGGCAUCGUUGUGUCAUGCCAAUCUCUAGAUCUAGAGAUGUACACUUCUAAGCACUGCGCGAACUGUGUUCAGCAUGUGAGGAUUUGUUUUCUACGGCAAGAACAGUUCAACGUCACGAGACUUGUAAUAUGUUCUGGGCACGGGUUCAGGACACUCUCGCCAGAUGGUUACAACAAAACAUAUCAUAAAUUGUUUUAUUGAAGCCAUGUGGUCCCUCUUACGAAUCCUAAUAUUUUCAAACAAUUAGACAU
Physcomitrium patens is the source of this 1696-nucleotide messenger RNA. RefSeq lists its product as uncharacterized. Lineage: Eukaryota; Viridiplantae; Streptophyta; Bryopsida; Funariales; Funariaceae. The record is from RefSeq and is a predicted model, not a curated record.